This is a messenger RNA of Harpegnathos saltator (Jerdon's jumping ant), 979 nucleotides long. RefSeq names its product putative odorant receptor 85d. The transcript has 7 exons. Gene Ontology annotation, molecular function: olfactory receptor activity; odorant binding. Gene Ontology annotation, biological process: detection of chemical stimulus involved in sensory perception of smell; sensory perception of smell. Bases 138 to 827 code for a protein of 229 amino acids. The record is from RefSeq and is a predicted model, not a curated record. Gene Ontology annotation, cellular component: plasma membrane. NCBI's taxonomy places the organism in Eukaryota, Metazoa, Arthropoda, Insecta, Hymenoptera, Formicidae.
UGUUGCUCGGUCAUUCUCCCUUCUUCCUAUCCGCGACUCUAUUGACUAAGUUUAUCCACACGGGAGUCAACAAGAAAUUCGAUGGAUCAACAAAUAUCGUAGAUGCCCAAGCUGGAGUACCGUAUCGCGUUAAUUACAUGGUCGACUUGGAUACUUAUUUUGUUCCGAUUUUCCUACACACGGCCAUGUGCGAAAUAUCGUACAUGAUAUUUUUAGUCGCGGUCGACGUCCUGUAUAUGACGUUUGUGCAACAUUGCUGUGGUUUACUCGCAGCCUUAAGAUAUACCUUGGAGAAUUCAUUCGAAUUUGAAGGCAAUGUUGAUGGAUUGAUGACAACAUAUAUGAAACACUCGAAGAACAACAGAUCUUACUCGAUUAUUGCUUACUGUAUUCGAAGACAUUCUGAAGCGAUACAAUUCAUUGAUAUCCUAGAGUCGUUAUUCAGGCUACCGCUCCUCAUGCAUAUGGGUUGUAUCAUUACUAUUAUCAGUAUCGUAGGAUUUCAGGUGAUAACAAAUGCGGAAAGCAUGAGCCGCGUUUUACGUCAUUGUAUUUAUUUUAGCGGAUCUGUUCUUAACGCGUUCUUUGAGAACUGGCAAGGUCAGAAAAUUAUAGAUUACAGCGAAAAGGUGUACGAAGCUGCAUAUAACGCGCAAUGGUAUGAAAUGCCGAAUGCAGCAAGAAAGCUCUUAAUAAUGAUCAUGUUAAGAAGUAUAAAACCGUCGCAAGUAACUGCUGGCAAGAUUAUUAUAAUGUCUUACAUGAAUUUCAACGCAGUGAUGCGUUUGUCGUCGUCGUAUUUUAUGUUAUUGCAGUCUAUGCAAUAGACAUUUUAAAAGCAACAGGCAAUAUUUAUCACCUCGAAUGUUGUUUGCCAAUUGAACAUAUUGACCAUUAAAGAAACAUGUGUUGCGUUAUGGACAUAUGGGUGAGGAAAAAAUACCGGAACUCCGAAAUACAAUGUAUAUCGAAAAAUAUU